Messenger RNA from Synchytrium microbalum, 1461 nucleotides. RefSeq lists its product as uncharacterized. Bases 1 to 1461 code for a protein of 486 amino acids. The record is from RefSeq and is a predicted model, not a curated record. Lineage: Eukaryota; Fungi; Chytridiomycota; Chytridiomycetes; Synchytriales; Synchytriaceae. The transcript is spliced from 7 exons. Gene Ontology annotation, molecular function: NAD+ binding.
AUGAGCGACCAGGCAGCACCACGAUCUGAAGGCUCUCAGUAUACCAAGCCCACCAAAGCACCAGUAAUAGAUAAUAGCCCGAAUCGCAACGACGAAGGCGUGGUCACAACAGUCCCAACUCCCCCAAAAGUUGAUCAGACGAAGGAAACACCCAGUGAAGAUCCUGAUAUGGAGGCACUCAGGCAACCUUUUCGAUGGCUGCUUUCAACCAUGGGCUCCAAUACCCCCAAUCCAAAGGCCGUCUUGAAGGAUUCAACCAUUGAAUCCUUUGCAACUUACAUUCAAAACAACAACCCAAGCAAGAUCAUUGUCAUGACGGGAGCUGGGAUAUCUACUUCUGCAGGAAUACCCGACUUUAGAACUCCUGGUACUGGCUUAUAUAGUAAUCUACAAAAGUACGAUCUCCCAUUUCCCGAAGCGAUAUUCUACAUUCAGUACUUUCUUGACAAGCCCGAACCAUUCUACAUGCUUGCUAAAGAAAUGUGGCCUGGCAACUUCAAACCAACUCUAUCCCACUACUUUAUCAGACUGCUCGCUGAGAAGGAUGUAUUGCUCCGCAAUUUCACGCAAAACAUUGACACCUUGGAGAGGGUAGCAGGUGUGAAUCCUGAGCUGCUUGUGGAAGCGCAUGGAUCAUUUGGCAGUGCUCAUUGUGCUGGCACAAAGAAGAAAUCAAAAUGCAACACCGAGAUACCUGUGUCAGUUGUUAAAGAAUGUGUAGAUCGCGAGGAGAUUCCACGGUGUCCCAAACCCAAUUGUGGUGGUCUUGUGAAGCCUGGCAUUGUUUUCUUUGGUGAAGGACUGCCCGAACGAUUCUUCAAACUGGCACAAACAGACUUUAGUCAAUGUGAUUUACUCAUAGUUAUUGGAACCUCAUUACAAGUUCAACCCUUCGCAUCCCUCAUCAACCAAGUGCCAGAUCACAUACCACGCUUACUAGUAAACAUGGAAGAAGUUGGAGACCAAGGCAGCUCUGCUCUCGGAUUCGAUUUCAGCCAUGCACGACAAGAAUAUAAACGUGACGCCAUAUUCCUGGGUCCUGCUGAUGAAGGCUGUAGGAAGCUGGCAGAGUUGCUUGGAUGGGUGGAUGAGCUAGAUACACUUAUAGAAAAGCAGAAUAUGGUGUUGGAGAAGGAACAAGCGAGAAUGUCACCAAAGAAGAAGCAGAGAGAUGGUGAUAAUGGAAGUGUAGCUCAUGAUCAAUUGGGAGAGAAUGGAGUGUCAGCAGAGAAGAAGGUCGAUGUGGUUGACAGUACAACUCAUGAUCAGGCUGUUGAAGAGAAUGGUGUGUCAAAGAAAGUCGAUGUGGUUGAUACUAUAACGACUCAUGAUCAGGCUGUGGAAGAGAAUGGAGUGUCACCAAAGAAGGUUGUUGUAGAUACCAUUGAUAAGACCGACGACACUGAUGACGAAGAAGCUGAACUAGCAGCAAAACUGGCCAGCAUAAACUUUUCGUUGUGA